Messenger RNA from Fonsecaea erecta, 867 nucleotides. RefSeq lists its product as hypothetical. Lineage: Eukaryota; Fungi; Ascomycota; Eurotiomycetes; Chaetothyriales; Herpotrichiellaceae. Gene Ontology annotation, molecular function: oxidoreductase activity. The coding region runs from base 1 to 867 and encodes 288 amino acids. The transcript has a single exon. The record is from RefSeq and is a predicted model, not a curated record.
AUGACCACCCAGAUUCCCACCAGAUUUGACAUCAACACCACCUACCGCAUGAACUCAGGCUAUGAGAUCCCUGCUCUAGGCUACGGUGUCUACCAAACCCCUGCCGCAUCGUGUGAAGAAGUGACGCUUCAUGCUUUUCGGGUUGGCUACCGACAUGUUGAUUCCGCCCGCGCGUAUCGUAACGAGCAGCCGUGUGCCGACGCCAUUCGCAAUUCUGGGCUGAAGCGAGAGGAUAUCUUUUUCACCAGCAAAGUGCCACCGAGGAGUUUGAGCUACGAGGGGGCAAAGAAGUCCAUCGAGUCGUCCUUCGCUCAAACCGGUCUCGACUACAUUGACCUUUACCUCAUCCAUUCCCCCCAUGGUGGCAAGGAAGCCCGGUGCGGGGCGUGGAAAGCACUUGCAGAAGCUCAGCAAGCUGGUAAAAUUCGAUCAAUUGGCGUCUCCAACUAUGGCGUGCACCACCUCAAUGAAUUGGAGGAGUAUAUCAAAACAUCCGGCGUUGGCGGCACCAUCGACGUCGGUCAAUGGGAGAUUCAUCCGUGGCUUCCGCGCGACGAUAUCGUGGCAUGGGCCCGCAAGCGGAAUGUUGUCGUUGAAGCAUACUGUCCCAUUGUCCGUGGCCAGCGUGCAGAUGAGCCGGUUUUGAAACAUCUCAGUGAGAAACACGGAAAGACGUGGGCUCAGAUAUUGCUCAGAUGGAGUCUGCAAAAGGGGUUUGUCCCAUUACCAAAGAGUGUCACUCCCACCAGAAUCGAGGAGAAUGCCGCCAUCUAUGACUUUGAGCUAGACGACGAAGAUAUGAAGAGUCUCGAAUUCCCAGGCUCCUACGCUCCUUGUGCCUGGGACCCAACCACCAGUCAUGACUAG